UAACCCGUACGGAGUACGUAAUUUGUUCUAGGUCUAAUUUGUAGUUGCAAAUUGCAGGUCUGUUUUUUUUGGAGUCAACAAAGCAUCGAAGCAGAAAAAAAUAGUGAAAGUGUUAUUGAGCUGGUUUCUUUGCGACGAAGAUCUAAUAAACUAUUUUGUAAGAUGUCGAAUCGAACGCAGACUGCGUGGCAAGCAAGGCACGUUCCUGCCAAGAAGGAUUCGAAAUCCGCGGAACAUUCCUCCGUACAAUCUCGGCAAGGAAACGACAAGAAAAUGACGGCUACGCCAGCCACCACGUCAGGCUACAGCAACCUUGAACGGUUUGGCGCGAUAUCGAAGCAGCAUCAAGAUGGCAUAUCGAAGAAACUGGAAGAGCUUAAACAGAAACUUGGUGACGAGAUUGAUAGCGACGAGGAGGACGCGCCUCUGGCAAAUAAAGAAGAAAUUUUCAGCAACAUUAUACGGCAGUACAAUGUGGAUGGCAGAUACGGUGGAAAUGGCGGAGCCGGAGAUUCCAUCGAUGUUCGCAGAAUUCUUGGGAAUGCCUCAUCAGUCAGUGCUUCGACUUGUCUGGUUUGCAUCAGUUCCUUGAAGCGGACCGAUCCACUGUGGAACUGCGAAAACUGCGCAUCCUCAUUCCAUCUCGGUUGCAUUCAGAAAUGGGCAAAGGACGGUGUAAUUCGCAGCUCGUCGUUUCUUUCCGAUGAAUAUUUUCCUGAGAAAGAUCGAUUUUGGGCAUGCCCAAAAUGCCGAUUCGAAUAUAAAACUCAGAACGCGCCGACCCGCUACUACUGCUUCUGUGGAAAGACAGUGGAUCCGCCAAAUGAUCCCUGGAUUUUGCCGCAUAGUUGUGGGCAGUUGUGCGAGAAGCAUCUGAAAAGUAACUGUGAGCACAGAUGCGUAUUGCUUUGCCAUCCAGGUCCAUGCCCUCCCUGUCCAGCCACGUGCAGCAUUUCUUGCUUCUGUGGAAAGAAAAAACACGUGGCGCGUUGUGGUACAGCUCCUGCCAGCUGUGGAACAGCGUGCGGCAAAAUGCUGUCAUGUGGAAAACAUUCUUGCAGAGAAACGUGUCAUCCAGGAGAUUGUCAACCUUGUGAGCAAACACUACCAAUGAAAUGCGCGUGCGGUACGGAAACGCUACCACAGCCUUGUGGGACACGGGAGUGGCACUGUCAACGUAUCUGCGGCAAAACAUUUGCUUGUGGUGCGCAUAAAUGCAGCGCGCAGUGUCACAGUGGUUCGUGUGGACCAUGUCCCCGAAGCAUGCCGAGAUCAUGUCCGUGUGGUAAAACAAAGGCCGUUACUGACUGCAUUGCAGAAAUUCAACCGUGUAACAAUACGUGCGGCAAGCCGGUUUGCGGACACCACUUUUGCUUAGAGCUAUGCCAUUUUGGUGAAUGUGGACCAUGCAUGCAGUCGACAAAGAAAACAUGUCCUUGUGGCGCAAAAACUAAGCAGCUCCCGUGCUCCAAGGAUUUCACUUGCGAUACGAAAUGCAAGUCUAUGAGAAAUUGCAACCGGCAUGCUUGCAACAAGAGAUGCUGCAUGGGAAAUUGCCCUCCUUGUGACCAGAUUUGUGGGCGCAUGCUCAGCUGUCGCACCCAUAAAUGCGACAGCUUAUGCCAUUCCGGUCCGUGUUAUCCUUGCUCGCAGAUGGUGGAUCUUGGUUGUGCUUGUGGCCGAAGUGUGAUCAGUGUUCCGUGUGGUAGACAGCGUUCUGUUAAAGCACCGAAAUGCUCAUAUGCAUGUGAGCAGCCACCUAACUGCCAUCAUUCCGUCCGCACCCGACAUCCCUGCCAUUUUGGAAAAUGUCCUCCGUGUGUGCAGAUUUGUGAAAAACGUCUUGGUUGUGGCCACACGUGUCAAGCUAAAUGUCAUUCGGCCGUGGAAGUAACUUUGCGGAGCGACAGCGACCGGCCGGCCGGACCAUGGGAAAUGAAGGCUGUGCCGGAUGUGGAAAUACGGAACUACCCGUGUCCUCCCUGCGAACAGUUGGUCCCGGUCCCUUGCUUUGGAGGGCAUGACGAAACGCUUAUGAAAUGCUACCUGAAACGAAUAGCUAGUUGUGGACGUCCGUGUGGGAGAAAAAUGGACUGCGGUAAUCAUUUGUGUCCAUUACCGUGUCACGAAUUGGAAGGAGCGGCUGGUGAUGUCACGGUUGACGCUGCCUGCGAAGAAUGUACGUCUCUUUGUACUCGCGCGACCCCAUGUGGUCAUCCGUGUAUCCUUCCUUGCCAUCACGGUCCGUGUUCACAAUGUGCGGAAAUCGUUCGUAUCAAAUGCCACUGCCAGAGCAUGAUACUGAAGUUUUCUUGUGCCAAAGUUUUCGGAUUGAGUGAAGAAGAAAAGAGGGUUUUGUUUUCAUGCAAAGCUCAGUGUCCGAGUUUAUUGACUUGUGGACAUCCGUGCUCGAAGUUGUGUCAUAUUGCCGUUGAACCCCAUUCCAACAUUUCUGAUUGCAAGAAGAAGGUGCAAGUGAAGUGCCCGUGUGGGAAUUUGAAAGAACAACAUUCCUGUAAUAAAGUCACCAGUGGAUAUAAACUUGCAUGUAACGCUGAAUGCCAGGCUCUGGCAGACGCUAAACGAAAGGAAGAAGAGCAACGUGUUCAAGAUGCAGCCGAUAAAAAAUUAAAAGCUGAGCAAGAACUGCAGGAGCAGUACGACAGAAAGAUGCGAGGUCGGAAGCGACGCAGAGAUCGAAGGGGGUCUGCGGACGAUCAGCAGAAUUUUGUGGUGGAAAAUUGGAAGCAUCUUACUGGUGGAGCGGUCUUUCUGCUGCUGUUGGCGAUUCUGCUGCGAAGUUUCCAGGUGAUAUGAUUUCGGGAGGUUUUGCACAACUCCAUUGAGGUGAUUGUCUCUUUUAAGUUGACGACACGUUUAAAUAUUGAAUAAAAUGAGAACUUUAUAUUUAUAUAGUUGCACACAAUGAAUAACAAUAAAUCACUAAUAUAUUUUAAUAUAUCUGCUUCAUUUAUAGUCAUUUUGUAUGUUAACCAAUUCGCUUAAAAGUGGACACAUUAAAUGUUAGGAAUUGCGAUCAGCUAUCAACUAAUCAACUUUUCCUGUCUUGUAUGCGCAUCCACGGGCUUAAUAUAAUAACAAUCAGUAAAACAUAAAGAGU
This is a messenger RNA of Paramacrobiotus metropolitanus, 3121 nucleotides long. RefSeq names its product NF-X1-type zinc finger protein NFXL1-like. The transcript has 13 exons. Gene Ontology annotation, molecular function: RNA polymerase II transcription regulatory region sequence-specific DNA binding; DNA-binding transcription factor activity, RNA polymerase II-specific; zinc ion binding. Bases 163 to 2817 code for a protein of 884 amino acids. Gene Ontology annotation, cellular component: nucleus. Gene Ontology annotation, biological process: regulation of DNA-templated transcription. The record is from RefSeq and is a predicted model, not a curated record. NCBI's taxonomy places the organism in Eukaryota, Metazoa, Tardigrada, Eutardigrada, Parachela, Macrobiotidae.